Ornithodoros turicata is the source of this 879-nucleotide messenger RNA. RefSeq lists its product as uncharacterized. The record is from RefSeq and is a predicted model, not a curated record. The transcript has a single exon. The coding region runs from base 1 to 879 and encodes 292 amino acids. Lineage: Eukaryota; Metazoa; Arthropoda; Arachnida; Ixodida; Argasidae.
AUGCAUUUGUUAUGCCUCGGUGUAAUGCGUCGAUUCCUUCACGCGUGGGUUAAUGGUCCACGACCUUAUUGUGUGACACAAUCACAGAAGACUGAGCUCAGCUUUAGGCUCAUAUCUAGUGCCAAAUAUUUUCCAAAAGCGUUCCAACGAAAGCCUCGUGGUGUUGAAGAACUAGAAAGGUGGAAAGCCACAGAAUACAGAAAUUUUUUUAUCUACGUUGGACCUGUUGUCCUCAAGGGUAUCUUGAAGGAUGAGCUGUACGCUCACCUCCUGUAUCUCUUCGUGGCUGCAAGAAUCCUUGCUUCACCUGGAAUGUGUCGUACUCAGCACGAUUAUGCCAGACAACUGCUUGAGUACUUCUCGCAAGAGUGUGCACAUCUAUACGGUGCACAAAGUGUGGUGUACAAUGUCCACUCCAUCAUUCAUCUUGCAGGCGAGUGCAAAGUGUAUGGACAUCUCGAUAGCUUCAGUGCUUUUCCAUUUGAGUCCUACUUGGGCAAGAUUAAAAAACUUCUGCGAAGCACAAAUAACCCAUUGUCCCAACUUAGCCGCCGUGUUUCGGAGUGCAGCCAGGUUGAUCUGUUGAAGACGCCAAGAGCAGAAUGUAAUGUUGAGGUGAAUUCUACGUACAUUCUUAGUGGAGGAGCACUGGUGUAUGUGGAAGCGGUAAAUGGAAAUGAGGUGUGUUGUGCCUCCCUGCCUCAGAAGCGUGCCUUUUUUACCAAGCCCCUGCAAUCUACGACUUUGAAUGUGUUUCGAACUGACAAGGCUUGUACUCGGAACAGAUGGUGUCAUGUGACUGUUUUCAAUAAUGCAAAACAAUGCCUUAAGCUGGACUACAAGUCAGGCCACGUGAUAAUGCCACUUAUGCAUUUGUAG